Daphnia carinata is the source of this 1679-nucleotide messenger RNA. RefSeq names its product death-associated protein kinase 1-like. Gene Ontology annotation, molecular function: ATP binding; protein serine/threonine kinase activity; RNA endonuclease activity. The record is from RefSeq and is a predicted model, not a curated record. The transcript has 3 exons. Gene Ontology annotation, cellular component: IRE1-TRAF2-ASK1 complex. Bases 266 to 1501 code for a protein of 411 amino acids. Gene Ontology annotation, biological process: IRE1-mediated unfolded protein response; protein phosphorylation; intrinsic apoptotic signaling pathway in response to endoplasmic reticulum stress. NCBI's taxonomy places the organism in Eukaryota, Metazoa, Arthropoda, Branchiopoda, Diplostraca, Daphniidae.
UUGAACACAACUUUCUGCUUAACGCAUUUCAAACAUAUGGAAGAAAAGAAAAUCACGUUCGAACGCAGUGCUCUUUUGGGACAAGGUGGUUUUAGCUCUGUUUAUAAAGGGGAAUUGAAUGGCAGUCCAGUCGCAGUAAAAAGAGUUCUCCUACAGCAAUCCAAUGGAAACGAAGCAAAAUUUAUGCUCGAGUUAGAUCAUCCGAAUAUCGUCAAACUUUUACGUUGUGAAAUUGAUGACGACUUUAGGAAAGUACUGAUUUUUUAUGACCAACAGCAAAACGAAUGGCAUAACGCAGUUUUUUUUCUUCUUACGGUAUCACAGGACCUAUGCCAUGGAAUUGUGCGACGCCACUUUGGAUCAACUUUUCCUGAAGUCGGAUGAUCCCAAAAAAUACUUCGGACGUAUGCCACGUCCAAUCGAAAUGUUCGAUCAACUAGCUACUGGCCUGGCAUACAUCCAUUCAAAGCAAGUCACUCAUCGCGAUAUUAAACCGAAUAAUGUUCUAAUUAAGCGACGUCCUGGUCAAGAUGAAGAGGCAAUCAUCAAAUGGGCAGAUUUUGGAUUGUCCAAAAAGGUUACUGAAAGGGGAUCGUACACUUUGACUACAAUAAGAGGAACCAGAAACUGGUACGCCCCGGAGGUGUUACGCUUACUCUUGAACAACAAUCAAAAUAAAGGGGAUGAAGAGGCAGAAAAGAAAAGAGGCACUGUCAAGAGCGAUGUGUUUGUCCUAAGCCUCGUCUUUGGGUACAUUUUCUUGAUGGGAAAACAUCUUUUCGGAUUAAGUGAGAAAGAAAUUGACAACAACAUAAUAGGAAAAGAUCCGGUGAAUAUGAAGAAUAUUGAUGGCGAAUUACGAAAAUUUUAUGCGAAUGACUUACUAAGGAAAAUGUUGGAAAAUGAUCCACAAAAAAGAGUGAAUUCGGCAGAAGUCGUCCAACAACUGGAAUCCAUCAAGAAUAAAUUGACUGAAAAAGAAGAAGAAUUUCGUAAACUUUGUGCUCGUGACUCUUCGCCUGAUCUAUUACGAAGAAUCAACGACUUCAUUCGCCUUGGAAUCGAUGUGACUGCAAAAGGCAAUAUUGGACAGAAUGCGCUCCAUUCCUUGUGUGAAUCAAAUUCAAGCCCAAAUUUAAUGGACGCCAUUCAACUCUUAAUCCAACAGGGAAUCGAUGUGAAUGCAAAGAACCUUUAUGGAUGGAAUGCGCUCCAUUAUUUGUGUGGAUCAAAUCCAAGCCCAAAUUUAAUUGACACCAUACAACUGUUAAUCCAACUGGGAAUCGAUGUGAAUGCAAAGGACUGUUUUGGACAGAAUGCGCUCCAUUAUUUGUGUAGAUGGAAUUCAAGCCCAAAUUUAAUUGACGCCGUUCAACCCUUAAUCCAACAGGGAAAUUGUGUCAUAUCCUACGGCCAUGAUGCACGAAUUUAUUUACGCGGUAAUAAUAGUAUUACCAACAAGGACGAAAUCUUAAAACUACUCGACGAAGCACUUCUUUGAAUCAACAAUUCGUUUAUACGCAAUUCAAUGCGCUUUCACAACGAAAAAUAAGGCGACUGUCUCAUAUUCUGUAUUCUUUUAUCUUUUACCGCUACAAAUUCAAAUUUCCCACUUUAUUAGCUGAUUUACAUAGGCUGAACAACUUCACUUCGAAAAAUACAAUAAUGACUGUAUCGCC